UGUGUGUGUGUGACUACGCGGCUGGUCUAUAGUGGUCAGUCUCCAUUCUCUCACUCCCUCUAGAAGAGCCAAAUAAGCAGGAGACCCACAGUCAGCCCAACUCAACCAGCAGGUUCUUCUCUUCCUUUGUGAGGAAUCUUUGCCUUUUGCCUUGGGCUGCUGCUGGGUGGAGACUUUAUGACUGCAGUGAAAUAGCUCACUCUAAUCUGAAAGGUUCUGGUUCGUCUGAUUGUUCUUCUGAGAGGAACUGGAAGGUCUGAGAGAUGGCGGCACGGCGUUUCGGGCCUGUGGUUCUGCUGCUGGUUCUGCUGAGUGCGGGAGCGUGGACGGUUCAGGCUGAGGAAGAGGAGGAGGAGGACCGUGCAGACGAAGGGCAGCUGGAAAGCCUGGACGGUGGAGAUGUGAGUGAUGAAGAAGGAGCGGAAGAUAACCUAGAGGGAGAAGCUGAAGACACUGAUGACAAUGAAGACCAUGAAGAAGGAGAGGAAAACGAGGGGGAGAAGGGUGAGGCUGAAGAAGAAGAAGAAGCUGAGGAAGAAGAGGAGGUGGAGCUAACUGAGGUUGAUGAGGAGGAAGAGGAAGAAGAAGAAGGAGAUACUGCACUUGAUCAAGAGGACCAAGAGGACGAUGGGGAGGAAGACGAGGAGAACACAUCAAAUGAAGAAGCUGGAGAUGUAGAUUCUGAAGAGGAAGGAGAACAAGCAGAAGAGGAAGAUGAUGAUGAUGAUAAUGAUCAAGAACAUAACGAGAAAGAUGACAAUGAUAAAGAUGAGGAUGAACCUGAAGCUGCUGGAGAAGAUUCUGAGGAGGAAGAUGGUGAUGGUGAUGAGGAUGAGGCUGGAGCUGAUGGAGACCAUAAUGAGGAGGAGAAGGAGGAGGACAAUGAGGAUGAGGCAGAAGCAGCUGAAGAACAUACUGAGGAAGAGGAGGAGGAUGAGGUUGGAGCUGGAGCUGCUGAUGAAGAAGAAGAAGAGGGUGAAGAUAAAAGAGCAGCAGAUGAAGUAGUUGAGGAAAAGGCUGAAGACGUCAGGGCAGCAGAGGAAGAGGAGGAGACUGCAUCAACACAUGGAGCUGAAGAAUAUCACUCUGGAUCUCUGUGUAGCCUCUGCUCCAUCUGUGAGAACUGUGGAAGCUGUGAUCAGUGUCCGUGUGAGGAGGGAGACUCAUCAGCACACUGUCAGCACUGUGAGCAAUGCUCCUACUGUUACAUCUGUCCUGUUAUCUGUGAGACAGUCUGUGAACCAGGUGGUCUUGUGGAUGUUCUGUCUGGAACUUUUUAUCAGACUGUUGCCUCAUACCUCUGAGUACCUUUGACUCCAGCGCCAUCCUGUGGAGAAGAGCAGAAGUACAGCUCAGCUCAGGGUUCUGUAUCGUGUGUUAGAGGAUGAACAGAUUCCCCGGUUUAGGACAGAUACAGAUACAGAAACAGGACUGGGGAAACAACAUGGCCCUUCUUCAUCUGUACAGCUGAGGACCGGACACCACGGGGCCUGAUGUUUACCAUGGCACAAACAACUACAACACAAUAUGGCAGCAGGAAUUAUCAGUUGUAUAUUGUAGAGAUAUAUUUAUGAAAUUAAUUAUAAAUGUGUCAUUUUUUUGUUCUGGUCAUUAAAAAACUCUGUUUUAAUGAAUAAUUCUUAUUCAUCUGGUUCCAGUACAAAUAUAUUUCCAGUGGGGGAUGUAUUUGCACUGGAUGUGAAUUUCUAACAUCUAACAGCAUUUCCAAAAUAAACCAAUUUCACAUGAAAA
This is a messenger RNA of Astyanax mexicanus (Mexican tetra), 1752 nucleotides long. It is a transcript of the gene hrc, whose product is annotated as histidine rich calcium binding protein. Gene Ontology annotation, molecular function: calcium ion binding. Lineage: Eukaryota; Metazoa; Chordata; Actinopteri; Characiformes; Acestrorhamphidae. The transcript has 6 exons. The coding region runs from base 264 to 1304 and encodes 346 amino acids. The record is from RefSeq and is a predicted model, not a curated record.